AUGGAAAACAUAAGCCUGAAUCAGACUGGUGAUACGGAGGGUAUGUUGCUCUGUUUCCCUCACCUGCAAGGCUCCUGUCCUCGAACUCUCAGACUGUCUGUUAUAAGGGUGGCCAUGUACGUCUUCAUGCUGACCACCAUUCUAAUGACUGUGUGUGGAAACCUGUUGGUCAUCAUCUCUAUAUCCCAUUUCAAACAACUAUACAGUCCCACCAAUUUCAUCAUUCUCUCAUUGGCUGUGGUUGAUUGUUCUUUAGGUUGCUUGGUUAUGCCUUUCAGUAUGAUCAGAUCAGUUGACGGGUGCUGGUACUUGGGGAAACAUUUCUGUAAAGUCCAUUCCAGUUUAGACAUGAUGCUUUGCUCUACCUCCAUAAUGCACUUGUGUUUAGUUUCAGUUGACAGGUAUUGGGCUAUUUGUCAGCCUUUGCAAUAUAGGACAAAAGUGACAACAGUCAGGGUGACUGUCUAUAUUGUCAUUAUCUGGUUGAUUUCAUUUGUUUUUAGUUUUGGGAUUGUGCUCACAGACGUGAAUUCAAUGGGUCUAGAGAUGCUGACAAAUCCUUGUGCUGGUAGCUGUAUAUUGGUUAGUAACAAAGAGUGGGGCAUUAUUGCUUCUCUAGUCACAUUCUUCAUUCCAGGAACCAUAAUGAUCUGUCUGUAUGUUAAGAUCUUUCAUGUUGCCAGAAAACAUGCCAGGUUCAUGAAUGACAGGCUAGCUACAGUGACUUGUCACGAGUUAAAGAACCAAGGAUCAGAGCAGCGAGAGAGGAGGGCUGCUAAAACACUCGCCAUUGUCAUGGGGGCCUUUCUGCUAUGCUGGCUGCCCUUUUUCAUUACCACUGUCAUAGAUCCUUACAUUAACUUUCUGACACCUGCUGAUAUUUUUGAUGCGCUUGUUUGGUUUGGUUACUUUAACUCCACAUGUAACCCUGUUAUCUAUGCUUUUUUCUAUCCGCAUUUUCAAAAGGCAUUUAAAAUUAUAAUAGCAAAGGCCAUAGGCCUCAAGACUACCUCGAAUAUUCUUCUGUCUUCAUGA
This is a messenger RNA of Chanos chanos (milkfish), 1035 nucleotides long. RefSeq names its product trace amine-associated receptor 4-like. Bases 1 to 1035 code for a protein of 344 amino acids. Gene Ontology annotation, cellular component: membrane. The record is from RefSeq and is a predicted model, not a curated record. Gene Ontology annotation, molecular function: trace-amine receptor activity. Gene Ontology annotation, biological process: G protein-coupled receptor signaling pathway. Lineage: Eukaryota; Metazoa; Chordata; Actinopteri; Gonorynchiformes; Chanidae. The transcript has a single exon.